This is a messenger RNA of Macroventuria anomochaeta, 1124 nucleotides long. RefSeq lists its product as uncharacterized. The record is from RefSeq and is a predicted model, not a curated record. The coding region runs from base 45 to 1124 and encodes 359 amino acids. NCBI's taxonomy places the organism in Eukaryota, Fungi, Ascomycota, Dothideomycetes, Pleosporales, Didymellaceae. The transcript is spliced from 2 exons.
CAUACACCCAUCCGAACAGCAACUACGCAAGUGAAGUCUUCUUGAUGCUGGCGCAAUCAACAUCGAUUCGCAGGGUGUUAAGCUGCAUACCUGGUACCGUGAUCCUCUAUCGGGAAUCUGGAUCUAGUCUCCCCUUGUGGCCCUCAAUCUACCUCACAGAUGACGUCCCGCCGAAGGCGUUCCUACAAACCCGACCCUCCGGCUUUUACAGUGUUGUGCUGAAGCUAGCCAGAGUUCUAGAUGCAGGGCAAUUGCGAUGGGCGCAAACAUCGGAAAUGAAUCACUUCAAUCCCUUCGCUGCCGACGACAACACCAAACGGUCCACACCUGGCCUUGAGGAUGCCUACACUGUCGCACUCGAGGCGCUCGAGGCUGGACUUGAUCUGAACCAUUGGAAGGGAAUCCUGACCACGAGCCAAGAUCAGGACGUGAUCAGCAUCAAUAGUGAUGAUGACAAUUUGGACGAUGAUCCACAGAUGCGUCUCGCAAUCAAGAUGGGUAUUGUGGUAGAUGUUCGUUCAGCAGAGGCUCCGUAUCGAACAAAGCCCCCAGCGGUCCGAAUAAGGCGCUGCAAUGCUGGGCCUGACUUGUCGUCACCACGUGCAGCAAAUGUUGCGCCACACUCUUACGACAGCGAACUGUCGUCGCCUGUUCGAAGACACUUUCAACGACCCUCGAGAUUGCCCACCCCUACGCCUUCGCCUCCAAGCAAGACCGAGAUCUUCAACAUCUCCUCGCAGUGGUCAAAGCGCUCGAGCCCGCCUUCACCGGCAUAUUCGGAUGAUGACUUACCCUCGCCUUCGCGAAGGAGAAAGCUGACCGGCAGUUCCGAAAUAUCAAGGCGAGUCGAUCCUUUCCAGUUAUCUUCACAAUCAUCGCAGAGCACACCUUCGCCAACUUUCGUUCUCUCAGACGAGGAUGAUCUGCCAUCGCCUCCUCGCCUAAGGAAAUCAAGUACUGCAACCGGACUCAAACCAUCAAGAUAUAUUCCGCAACAGUCAGCCUCCAGGUCCAAGAAAGUAGCCCAAUCAGUUCUAUCUGCCAAACGAGUAUUCUUGCGCAAUGGGUUGAGCGCUUCUGUUUCUGCAAUGCCUGAUGCCGAUGUUAUCGAAGAAGAUCUGUAA